CGCGCUAGGCCAUUUGCAGUUUUUUCGGGCAAACAUUGGACCUACGACGCGAAAUUUUUGCAAACUAUUACAUUUUAAUCAAUUAAAUCGGAAGUACGCCAUAUUGCAAAGAUGCAGCAGCAGCAGCCUGGAACCCCCGGCACACCCAACAGCAGUGCAGCCUCGACCACGACGUCUUCCGGCGGGCACUUGGCGUCGCGCGGAUGCAAGGCACCUGGAUGCACAGUGUCCACCGUUGUGGAGAAGACCAAGCGCAAGUGCUCGCAGUUCGUGUCGUCGCCGUACGUGAUACCCAAGCCGGUGCUCGUCAACGGCCACUCAUCGGUGUUCCAGGUGGGGGGGGAGAUGGCCAAGGUGGUCGAUAUUCCAUCGAUUUCCAAUGCCAGUGGCGGCGAUUCCGGCAAGCCCAUCUAUCGCAUCAAGCCGGGCACCCAUGCCCACGUGAUGAACUUUGUGCUCAUCGACGAGGGCUCCGAUUCGCUGGAGAAGGCCAUGUCGGGCGACCAGGAGGCCAUGCGCAUGGUGGUAGACUCCCAGCGUGAGUCCGCCAUCAGCAAGCUGAACAAAAUGGUGGCCUGCCACCGGGGUGCGGCUGUGGCGGCCAAACCAACCAGCAAGCCUCCUCCUCAGCCAGCCACUCCGGCGGGCAACGUGCACGUGACUACGCCACAGAUUCAUCCAGACUUUUCGAUUGCCAGUGUCGAGGGUGCUGUGCCCUUUACCGGCGCUGCCCAAAAACCAGCCGCCCAAAAACCAGCCGCCCAAAAACCAGCCGCCCAAAAACCAGCCGCACAAAAACCAGCCGCCGCACCAACAGUGGCCCCAGCCCCCGCCCCCACAGCAGUGGCCAAUCCAUCCAACGCCCGACUCCAGUGUGGGCCGCCUGCCCCGCGCCGUUAGCUUCCCCCACGGGGGGCACUAUAAUAAACCCUAGUCUAAACACUAAGCCUAUUCCAAGAUAUGCCCAGAUAGAUAAAUAUAAAGCCUGACUUGCAGUAAAGUCCAAAGAAGGAAUCAUUUUAAGACGUAUCCCUGUCACUCUUCCAAAAUAUAUUUAUAUUUUAUUAUAUUUUUUCAUAUUAAUCUUGUUAGCCAGCUAAUGCCUUUCGGCGCCUUUCAAUUUGUUUCCCGGUCUGAUGUGGGUCUUCUCCACAUUCGCCAUGGACUGUUAGGAUGGUUGGGAUUAAAUGCCCGCCAUUAUAGUUAUAAGAACUCCCGAGAGAUGUGUUUCCUGUUACACUGAUCAACGAAUAUUUGCUAUUUGUAAA
Molecule: messenger RNA, 1268 nt
Organism: Drosophila miranda
Lineage: Eukaryota; Metazoa; Arthropoda; Insecta; Diptera; Drosophilidae
Gene: Boh2
Product: histone H1-II
Exons: 2
Coding region: 112-900 (262 amino acids)
Source: RefSeq, a predicted model, not a curated record